Klebsormidium nitens is the source of this 2218-nucleotide messenger RNA. The record is from the annotation of a GenBank genome assembly. Lineage: Eukaryota; Viridiplantae; Streptophyta; Klebsormidiophyceae; Klebsormidiales; Klebsormidiaceae.
CUCGCGCCUCCGAAACCCUUGAAAGUUUUAGGAGUCCUGAACUCAGCCCCGCGCCGCAUUUGCCAUGGCUUCCACAUUGGCGGCAAGCGCCAGGGCGGCCUUCGGCAGCAUUGCUCCGGCUCAAUGCGGUCCCCAGAGGCACGAUGAUUUGCACAGCGGGGUUAUCCACCGGGGGAGGAGCAGGGCUUGCAUUUUACCCCCGCGGAGCAUCGGACAGAAGGACAGGCCAUUGGUGAACAACUGGGCAGGGUCUGAGCUGCGGGCUGUAAAGGGGGCUCUCACAAGAGAUGGAACAAAUAGAAGAGCAGCUGGCAUCAGAUGCUCCGCAGACAAUGGCGCACCAAAGACGAAGGAGGCUCCCAUCAAGAUUAUCUUGUCUGGGCCACCUGCCUCAGGGAAAGGCACGCAGGCGGAGGAACUGGUGAAGAAGUACAAGGUAGUUCACAUUGCGGCGGGGGACUUGUUGCGCGCGGAGGUUGCGGCAGGGUCAGAGAACGGCAAGCGGGCGAAGGCGCUUAUGGACGGGGGGAAUCUGGUUCCAGACGAGAUCGUUGUUACGCUUGUUAAGGAGCGGCUGGCGGAGCCGGACGUCCAACAGCAUGGGUGGCUGUUGGACGGGUAUCCACGGAGCGAGUCUCAAGCAGCAGCACUGGAGAAGGAGGGCAUUCACCCCGACGCGUUUGUUAUCCUUAGGGUCCCCGACUCGUCCAUUGUUGACCGCAUCACGGGGCGACGCCUUGAUCCGGAGACUGGAAAGAUCUACCACAUGAAGUAUAAGAAGCCUGAGAGCGACGAGAUUGCCAAGCGGCUCGUGACGCGGAGCGACGACACAGUUGACAAGGUCAAGACGCGGCUGGAGGUGUACAGCAAGCACCUGAACGACGUGGCGAGCUUGUACCUGGACGAGAUUGUGUUCGUGGACGGAAACCGGCCGCCGCAGGACGUGUUCCAGGACAUUGACGCGGUCGUCCAAAAGUUGCAGAGCGGAGAGAAGGAGAAAGCGGUACCCCCCCGAGAGGAGGCGGACGUCAGGGCAGAGGCGGAGGAGGUAGCACGGGAGUCGCUCUUGGACAAGACAGCAAUCCCUCCACCGGGAGAGACAGCGACAGCGCCCCGGCCGGAACCCGUGCGGCGGCCUUCAGAGAGCCUACACGACUCCUUAGAGCCCAUCCCGCUGCGACUGAACACGACCCCCUACCCCCGCGAGAUUCGGGAGCACUUUUACCGGGAGGCGUGCUUAGCGGCCAAGAACGCGGUCAACGACGGGUUGCACCAACUAGAGAUCCGGUGCAUCAUCCCCGAGCUGAACCCUGAGAUGGACGUGUACCGGAUCGGCACCCUCCUGGAGCUCAUGCGCGAGCUCGCCUUCACCUUUGCUGACGACGGCAAGCGCGUCAAGGUGUGCGUGCAGGGCAGCAUGGGGGACGGCAUCUUCUCCGGCAUGCCGCUCGCGCUGGCCGGCACGCGGCGCAUCAUUGAGAGCAUGGACUGGGGGGACGAGGAGGACAAGGCCAACUUCAUCCGCUUCGGAGCCGUUGGAGCGAAGGAAGUAACCGAUGAGGACGACCUCUUUAUCGUCAUGGCGCCCCAAAACGCGGUUGCGAACUGCAUUAUUCCGGAUCUGGAAGCGAUGCUGGAGGCUGCGGGAACGCGGCCGCUGAUUAUAGUGAACCCGCGACUGAAGGACGUGCCUAGCUCCGCGGGCGUGAUGCAGAUCCGCGGGCGCGAGGAGCGCGAGCGCUUCACCGCGUCGUUCUUCCAGUGCUACAACUUCCGGCUGCUCUACAAGGCCGCCACCAACUUCUACCCCAUCAUGGGCGCACUCAGGUACGUAUACCCUGGCAAGUACGAGGUCUAUCGGCGGAAGGAUAUGGGCUUCGGCGAGGAGCGGUACGACUUGCUUGGCGAGUUUGACGAGGAGCCCAUGAAGCAGGACCUGGGGGACGUGUUGUACGGGCGGCGAAAGGUUGGGGAAAAGAAGCUGAAAACCAGGGGUUUGUUUGGAUAGAGCGAUGGAGAUUGGCUUCGCACGUUUUGACUACCUGUUCUAUACUGGAUUGGAGAGCAAUUCUUCCAGGCCCUUAAAGAGUGCAUGCGGCACUCAGUACAACACCCAAUUUGAACAUGUACAUUGGUCGAUUCGCCGCUUGCGUUUAAUAAUGUUUCGCAGCAGCUUUUUGUCACCUUCUGAUGAAAGUCCUGCGAUAAUCCUGCACCG